UGCCGGUGACACAGGUUCAAGGAGUGUUCGGGCGAAAGGUUGCUCUUCCUUGUGAUGUGACACCACCAAUUGAAGGCGAUGUUGUCCUCAUGGUGUUAUGGUUCCUGGAACCAAGUCAGCAACCUCUUUAUAGCCUGGAUGCUCGCCGUGUCCGCCUGGACGCAGGCCGACGUUGGGCUUCUCCUGACCUGAUGGAAGGCAGGGCGUUCUUUCGCACCGCGUCAAAGCCGGCUGCACUGCUCCUGGACGGGGCAAGAGUCCGGGACGAGGCGAUGUACCGGUGUCGGGUAGAUUUUCGCGAUUCGCCUACCAGGCAUUCGCUGGUCAAUCUCACAGUCGUCGUACCCCCAGGAAGACCUCGUAUUUAUGAUGGGCGAAAUAAUAAUCGCAGUAGCGUCGUGGCUCCUUAUGUUGAAGGCAGUGACGUAGUUCUUAUUUGCGAAGUUGAUGGCGGUCGUCCGACGCCCCGCUUGUCUUGGUUUAUGGAAUCCACACUUCUGGACGAAUCCUGGUUACCCAGGCCGGCGGCCGUUGGUGGAGGAUCAAUCAACCGUCUGCUGCUGCCUGGUGUGGGCAGACAGCAGCAACACGCCAGGCUGGUGUGCCAAGCGGCCAAUACGGAUCUUGUGCAGGCUGCUACGACGGCAAUCGUAUUGGAUAUACAGUUACGUCCGAUUUCAGUGCACAUUUUAAAUAAAGAAACAAGAUUGUCUGCUGGGCGUAACUGGAACAUAGAAUGCGAAGCCACUGGUUCGAAUCCACCAGCAAUUAUCUCAUGGUGGAAAUCAGGAAAGGAAUUAAUUGGUGAACAGAAUGAAUACGACACAUUAGGAAUUCUGCACUUCGUUCCAACCAUGGAAGACGAUGGAAAAUAUUUAACAUGUCGUGCAAAUAAUCCUGCUGUACCAGAUAGUACACUGGAAGAUAAAUGGCUUCUAAAUGUGUUAUGUAAGUAUUUGUAA
Molecule: messenger RNA, 962 nt
Organism: Ctenocephalides felis (cat flea)
Lineage: Eukaryota; Metazoa; Arthropoda; Insecta; Siphonaptera; Pulicidae
Product: hemicentin-2-like
Exons: 6
Source: RefSeq, a predicted model, not a curated record